CUGUCUGUAUCACAGUCCGUCUCCUGUCUCCAGACGGAUCGCCUUGUACCGGGAGCCGCUCUUAAAGGGGCCAUGUACCGCGAGGGAACCCCGGUGCCUAGUGGGGGGGUGUGAGACUGUCCCUUCCUAUGGAACCAGAUGAGAUUCCGUGUGGCGUCAUUGGACGCCCAGAGCAAGACCACCUUUCCUCUACAUUGGCAUCUCCCAAAUUCACUAUUCCACACACUGACAAUCGAACACUACAUCACAUAAACCAACAUUCGCCUUCAAGCCUUUCCUCUCCUUGGAGCUUCUCUGUGUCAGAUCCACAGCAAGAAAGUGAAAGAAGAGCUGAUGGGGUACAUUCAGAAGGCCAGUAUCUACAGACUGGGAGGUUUGAAUGGGCUUCGGGCAUGGAUGAUGAUGGUCACUCUACGCUUAUGAUGGUGCGGUCAGACCCACCUCCCAUUACAAUGCCAGUGUUCAGAAGAGCUUUGCAACUGGGCAGUUCACAAGAGGCCUGGCAGGGCAGCAACUACUCUGAGGAAGAUGCACAAGUAGAAGUAGAAGAAGAAGAGGAUGAUGAUGAAGAGGAAGAAGGUUCGGUCUAUACAUGUAUUGAGUGCAGUAUCUAUUUCAAAAAGAAAGCUCACCUGCUGGAGCAUAUGUUCCAGCACACUCAGGAGGGAGAAGGAGAGGGAACACAGGCUGGGGAUGGCCCACAUACCUGUGGUGAGUGUGGAAAAUGUUUUGGAGAGGAGAGUAGUUUGACAACCCAUCGCCAGCUACAUCAGGAGUCCAGACAAAAAAUUAUGGAAGAAAUACGCAAGCUAGAGAGUUUGGCAGAUGAAGGAAGGAGUGCACGUCUUCAAUGCCCAAAAUGCCUCUUUGGUACGAACUCCUCCAAAGUGUUCGUCCAGCAUGCAAAGACCCAUGUUAAGAAGGGAAUUGGUGAAAACCGAACAACACCAUCAUCAUUUAGAACUCCAGCUGAGAUGCAUGAAGAAAGUAGCACAGAAGAGGUAAAUGAUGGAAUCUGGAAUAUUGCUGAGAAAGAGGCAGAAAGUGAGCAAGAUUGGGGAGUACAUGUGCCCCAAGCUGAAGAGAUGCAAUAUCCAGGCAAAGCAAAGAGAAAAACUCCACCCAAAGAAAACACGGGAGAUUGCACAAAGGAUGAGCAACAGAAGACUGGAGAACAUUGUAAGACUUUGAAAGGCUCUUGGAUACCAGAAGCAGCAAUGGAAGUUAAGAAAAAGUUUCGAGAAGCUCUAAAGGAUGGUGGUUUGGCUGAAGAUGGACAAAGACAACAAUUAAGAGAGGCAGUGGCUGUUGUUGUACUCGAAAACAUUAGCUCUAGAAAGAGGAGAUCAAAGGUAUCCCAGCCUUGGGGCUAUAGUAAAAGACUGUCUGGAGAGUACUCCUCAAAAAAUUCCACCUCACCUUUUGAACUUCAGCAUCCUAGAGAAGAAUGGGCAGAAGAUGGAGAUGGCGAUCUACCCUUGGAUGCUCUGUUAAUGGAUCCCAGCUAUGAGGGACAACUUGAGGCACUUGGUCUUAGGAGUGAAGAACGAGAGUGUCCAUACUGUCCUGAUCGCUUCCACAAUGGUAUUGGGCUGGCCAACCAUGUCAGGGGCCAUUUAAACAGAGUCGGGGUCAGCUACAAUGUACGACAUUUCAUAUCGGCAGAGGAAGUGAAGGCUAUUGAACAGAAUUACUCCUUUCAGAAGAAGCGCAAGAAAGUGGCGAACUUUGACCCCAGUACGUUCAGCCUGAUGCGGUGUGAGUUCUGUGGUGCUGGCUUCGACACUCGUGCUGGCCUCUCCAGUCACGCCCGUGCCCACCUUCGAGACUUUGGUAUCACCAACUGGGAGCUCACAGUGUCUCCCAUCCAUGUGCUUGCUCGACUGCUUGCCCGUUCUCCCGGUCGUCCGCUGCCCCCCUUCCCGCCUUGGCACCAGGAGACUGACACAGACGUGUUGGGGUCAGAUGAGGAGGAUGGAACUCCCUUAGACCUGGGACGAUCCCAAAGCUCAAAACAUGAGCCUAGCCGGCUAGAGAAGAUGCCUUCAGACCAGAGCACUAGUAGAACAGAGGAUCCAAAAGGCCCAGGUCAGACAACGUGUGAGGUUUGUGGAGCAUGCUUCGAGACCCGGAAGGGCCUAUCCAGCCAUGCACGCUCCCACCUGCGGCACCUCGGGGUGGCAGAGUCGGAAAGCAGUGGGGCCCCCAUUGACCUGCUGUACGAGCUGGCCAAGCAGGGCAAGCUGCCGCAAGAUGAGAGCUUUUUGGGGGCCAAGAAAACUGGAAGCCCCCGCCCAGGCUCCCCCAAGGGCCAAUGGGGGGACGAGGAUGGUCCUUUGAAUCUGACCAUGGAUGGGGAACCUGGCAGAGACACAGACUGCCAGUUUUGUGGUGCAUGGUUUGAGACUCGUAAAGGCCUUUCAAGUCAUGCCCGUGCUCACUUACGACAUUUGGGGGUGACUGAUCCUGAUGCCAAAGGCUCCCCUAUUGCUGCUCUCAAUUCUCUAAUUAAAAGUGAAGACUUUAAGAAACGGCUGUCUGAGCAAGCACAAUCUGGAAAUAAUACUCACACCAAUGCUCCUGGUGAAAGGCUAUCAACAGAAACUAGUAAUGGCAACAUUCAUACCAAACUGACAGAAACUGGCUUGUUUACCAAGGUGUCAGAAGGGAAGAGUUCUGAUGGUGCCGCUAAGGGAUCUGCAGAUGGCGUCCAUUCCACACCUGCAGGCAGCAUGGCCAAAGAAACUUCUGCACAUUUCAAGAGCCCCAGUGGGGUAGCAAGGAGUACUCAGAUGAAAAUACUUGAAGCUGGAGUGCCUCAUGCCAUGUCUUCUGAGAUGGGUACCCACGUGAAGACAGAAGCUAGGCGCCCCCAAAACAAACUAUCUGAGGCUGGAACCCACUCUAAGGCUUCCCUAGCCAGCCUAACCCAUUCUCGACCACAACCUCCUGGCACACCACCUGCAAAAAAGCAAAAAAACAUUCCAUCUACUAUGGAAUCUUUCUGGGCAAGCACCAACUCCUCAUCUCCUCUGAACCUGUCCCCGGGUUCGGAGGAAGUCCGCUGCGAGUUCUGCGGCGAGUUCUUUGAGAACCGAAAGGGCCUGUCCAGCCACGCACGCUCUCACCUGCGCCAGAUGGGUGUCACAGAGUGGCAUGUCAACGGCUCACCCAUCGACACCCUGCGAGAGAUCCUGGCCAGUGGGACCUGUCCCAGGGCGGGCACCAGAGUCGGAGACCCCAACUCGGAGAAGCACCACUCACUUCCUCCUCCCUCUUCCCCUUCCAGGCCAAUGCCCUACAGUGGGUUGGCUCCAGCCAUGCAGCACAAGCCACAUCGGCUCCCCUCCUACCAGACCAAUGAUUGGCCCUCCGACCUCUCACCUCUCAACUUGUCCUCGCGAGCAGAUCCUGCAAGGGAUAUUCGCUGUGAGUUCUGCAAUGAAUUCUUUGAGAACCGAAAGGGUCUAUCCAGCCAUGCACGCUCUCACCUGCGCCAGAUGGGUAUUACAGAAUGGCAUGUAAAUGGUUCACCAAUCGACACACUGAGGGAAAUCAUACGCAAGAGGCGUCCUCCACCUCCACACCUUUCAAAUAUUAAAAAAGAGCCAAGAGGUGAAGAACCUAACAGCCCCACUCACACACACUCCCAACAUGGCAUGAGUACUUCAGGGAUGGCUCGAGAGAUGGCUAUAUCACCUCUUGGGCGGCACAAUACUUUCCUGUCUCCACUACCUGCCAAGAGGCCACCUUCUCAUGAACCACGACUUACCCAGUCUGACCCAAAGAGCUAUGUACAUCUAGAACAAAAGUCUUGCAAUCAGUCUCAAGCCAAGGCAUAUGUUCAUGGUGAAGCAAGACCCAAAUCUUACAUGCAUGAUGAGAGUAGGCCCAAAGCAUAUGUCCAGAGUGAAGGACGUCCAAAAUCUUACAUUCAGGGUGAUGGAAGACCGAAAGUAUUUAUGCAAGGUGAAGGAAGACCCAAGACCUAUAUGCCAGGUGAAAGGCCCAAGCCUUAUGGACAAAGUGAAAUCAAGCACAAACCAUAUUCUCAAAAUGAUGGCAGACCAAAACCAUACAUGCAUGGUGAAGGCAAGCCAAAAGGCUUUCUGCAUGGUGAAGGCAAACCAAAAGGCUAUCUUCAAGGUGAAGGCAAGCUUAAGGCAUAUGCUCACAUAGAUGGCAAGCCCAAGGCAUACAUUCAAACAGAACUUCCAUUUAAGGUCAAGGUGAAGUCCUCUCCAGACAAAGCACCUACUUCAUUGGAAGCCUGCUGUGAGUUGUGUGGCCUCUACUUUGAGAAUCGGAAGGCUCUUGCAAGCCAUGCUCGUGCCCAUUUGCGUCAGUUUGGAGUUACUGAAUGGUGUGUCAAUGGUUCGCCUAUUGAGACACUUCGAGAGUGGAUGAAGCAACGUCCUCAAAAGGCCGGAGCAUAUCUGAGUUACAUUCAAGGAGGGAGGCCCUUCACCAAAAAGUUCAAACGGUCCUCUCAGAAUCCUAAAGCUGGGGCUGUCGAGAAAGAAAGUUCAAUAUGUGCUGUGCCUGGUAAGAUGGUUGAGGCAGAACGCAGUCUUGGAACAUCUGGGGCAGUGGUGGAAAAGUCAGAAGGACAAGGACACAAGACAGAACGACGUCCAACAAAGGCUGCAGAGGUCCCUCCGGCACGAGAAGAUUCAAUCACAGAACCUUUACCCAAAACAGAGGAACCAAGGCCUGCACCUAGAGCACGGCCAGUUCCCUCCCUUGUUCCUAGGCCCCCUCAGACAUCCUUGGUGAAAUUUGUGGGAAACAUUUACACACUGAAGUGCAGGUUCUGUGACAUACAAUUCCAGGGCCCUCUUUCCAUCCAGGAGCAGUGGGUUCGUCAUUUGCAACAUCACAUCUUAGAAAUGAACUUCUCAAAAUCUCCCAGUCCUCAAGCUCUAGCUUCUCCAGCUCAACCAGAGCCUACAAAAGCUCAAUAGGUGCCAACAUUCAGGGAGCAACCACACAGAUUUGUAUAUAGAUUGUAAUCGCCUGAGCAUGGUGGCAAAGGCAUAAAAAUUAAGCUUUCAGUGUUUCUGGUGCAUUUCAUAAAGAUCGGGUGGAGAAUGUGUAGUUUUUGUGAUAAAGUGAAGAAUCUGUACAAUAUAUUUAUGGCAUGAAUUUGGUCAGGCUUUCUAGAACCUAGCAAGAGACCAUGUGGGUUGGAUGAUAUCCUGUGGAGCGUUCAUUCCAUUCUAAAUUCCAAUAUCUGUAGCUCCUGGAAAAUAAAUUAAAUAAUGGUAAGGUUUAUGGGGAUACUUACAGGAUUGUGAAGACUAUCUUAAGUACAUGUGCAGAGAGAAAAGUGAAACAUUUGUUAGAAUCAGAUUGGGUGCAAAUUUCUAUCUCCUUUUCUGCAUACAAGUUCUCUUGUUACAUCCCCGUCUCUCUGCGCUCAAACAUCCCUAUUAAAGCGCUCAAACCAUUUUGCUUGUGGCCUAUACUUUGGCAUAUGAGCUGUCUUUUGUUUUCGUCUUUGCUUACAAUUUUGUUUUACCCAAUCAUGCAGUUGCUACCGAUUUACAUGUGUAGAGCAAAAAAAUAUGCAGGGAGUCAACUGUUUCCUAGAAUACAAAUGAACACCGCAUAGUGUAAUACUGUAAACAUAUAUUAAAUAGUGCUAGAUAGAAUUACACUUAGGAGAUUUUGACAUGUUAAUAUAAAAAAAAAGAUUAUAUGGGGGGGCUAGUUCCCUUGCCAUUUUUUUCAUAGGCAAGGGAAUCCAGCAAUGUGUAAAGUUUAAAAAAAAAAAAGCGGGGGGGAGGGGGCUAUUUAAUAAAAGAAUAUGCAUAAAGGGUCUGUACAAAACUUGGAUACCUUUGCACUUUACUUGUUUUAUAUUUGUUUGUUUUUUUGCUAUUCUGUCCUUGAGAUAGUCCCCAAGAAGAAGAACCACGUUGGACCUGUUUUGUAUAUUGUUUUAUGAUCAGGUUUUUUUUUUUUUUUUUUUUACUUCCCACCUUGCUGGAUUUCCUUGCCUGUGAAGAAAGCAGGUUGGAGACACUGGGCACUAGCUCUCAUAUAAUCAGGGGAGGCACCUGUUGUGCGCAAUAAUAUCUCGUGAGUGCAAUUCUAUCUAGCGCUAUUUAAUAUGUUUACCGUAUUACAAUAUGUUGUGUUUAUUUGUAUUCUAGGAAACUGCUAAUUUCCUGUAUAUAUUUUUUGCCAUACACUUGUAUGUAAAGAUAUACAUACCUACUGGUGGGUUCCUUUUGGGAAGCUCAUACAGAUACCACUCAUCAGUUAAGUAUUUUUUUUGUUGGUGGUAGGUUUACUUAUAUAUACUUUUGUGGUGUACCGUUAUACUUGUGCAAGCUUCUUUGCCACCUAUUUUUUAUUGUGUAAACAAACACUAUUUCAGCUCUUGAUACCUCCCUCGCCUUCAAACUCUCUUGCUCAUACCUAAUGGUUAUGUGUGCAAGCUCUCUUGCAACUGCAGCUUUCUUCCAUUCGAACCUUGCUUGGUUUUAGUUUUGAGAGUUCAAAAGUCUGUAUGCUCACCUUUUUGGCUCAAAUAUCAAAUUUGCUGCUGUGUUUGGUCUAUCUAUUCUGUCCAAGUAAAGUCUCUGUAGAGCACACACUCUUCAAUACUUUUAUUUUUUUUUUGUUAGUAUGUCCAGAAUUGGCUUUUUAAUCCUCCUUCAAAAUCCAGUUACUAUCCACUUGCUUAGUAACAUUUAGUGAGCUCGUUUGUGGAAUAAUUAUGUUAAAGAUGCAUGAAAUGUGUCUUGGGUGAAUGAUUCAGUGUUUUUUUUUUUUUUUUUUUUUAACCAGUUAAUAUGUUAAAGGAUGACACAGUGUAGAUUUUUCUUCAAAUUGUUACUGGGAAUGUGGUUUGGAGAGUAAGUUACUAAAACAAAGUUGAUGACUGUAUUCUGUUGACAGGAGUGAACUGUAGACUUAAUAUAUAACAAUAGGUGUAAUUUUCAGAUUUUGGUUAUGACCAAAACAGAUUUAUGCGAACACUAAAGUUGGUGAGGUGCUUGAGUAGUCUCUGGGAUUAUGUGAUUAGGUGCGGCACUGCCAUCUCUAACUGUAUGGUAGUACUAGCAUUGGGUGGACUGUAAUUUGGUUGGACAUUAAUUUGUCUCUUGUAUCUAUAGCUCUCCAGCUCCUUUGAGAUUAAAAUUAUACAAUGUUCAGACAGCACUAACUGGUAAGUGCCUGUUUAGGUAACAUCACUAUAAACUAUUCUUUUGUUGAAACCCACCUCAGCUGCCCACCUACCUCAUAAAAGAUCCCAGGCAUCUUUUUUAAAUUGCUCAGUCCACUGAAUUGGCCCAUUAUCUGCCCUAUGUACCUAAGUUCUGCAUAACGUGAGGGCUAUCCUUUAUGUAUAUAAUAUAUACGUCGUAAUAUUGUGGUUGUAUAUCUUGUCACGCUCCCCUUUUUGGGGCAACAUAUCUUUUUAGGAUAUUAGCUACUCUGAUAUUUUUAUGUGGUCUGUUUCCAGAUCCCAUGAGACUGUUCUCCCUCAUCGCAAUACAAGUUAAUCCUAGCUUUCUUUUAUUUGGGAGGGGCGUGGGGGGGGGGGGGAUUAUCGGUCCCCUACUGUAUCUUAUGGGUAACUCCCAACUUCACAUUCAAGUAUUGUUCAAGGCCCCGUUUUAUAGUUUGGGUUCGAGAUUAUUAGAAGCUCUCUUCUUUCACAUAGACCUCUAAUAUUUGUUAUGGUAACUGUUGUGCUGGUUUCGGGGGAUGCACAUUGAAGUUUAUACCAUUCUUUUCCUUCCAGGUUUAGGAAAAAUGAACCCUAAAAGAUGCUUUUGCAAUCUUCUCUUAAAAUAGUUGAAUGAGAGAGGUGAAGUUCCACGUCUCCCUGACUCAUGAAUUUUGUUAAACUGUGUUUCACAUUAUUUAGCAUAUGUAUUCUAGCACCUUCUUUGUUUACAAGUUGUCUUCCACUUCAUUCUAUGCCUCCAGUCAGAUGAUUGGCUUUUUUUUUUUUCUUUUCUUUUAAUUUCAUUUAUACUUCUAUUUGUCAUAAAAUUCUUCAUUGUUAUUCCCCCCCUUCAUUGAGUUUACUGGACUGCACCUUUUAAAAUACUGUUGUGAGGAUACAGGACUUGCAAUGUCUGUGUAAAGAUUUUACAUUGCCUCCUGAUCUUUAAAAGAUUUAAUAAAAUAAUGCCUCCAUUAAUGAGCCCUUUAUUGUCCCUAGGCAGGCAGCAACAGCUGAAGAAUUGCUCAUAAAUGUGCGAUUUUGUUUGUUGGCACUACCAUAUUUAAUAUGGUGUAUAUAUAACUUUGCACAUUCAUAUUUAAUAAAAGGCAGUUAUCUUCCACCUCAUUGAAUCAGGAUAUUGGGCUAGGCACACCUACAUUCAUCUUUUCCUAGGGGUAAAAAUCUGCUUUUUAGGUCUUUAUAGAAAUUAACUCCCACAAUUCUCAAUCUUUAAUCUAUAAUUGCUCCAGGCUAUGAACUCUGUAUUGUUAAUAUUCUUUUCAUAGUGUUACCAUGCGUUACUGAUUUAUAUUUUAAAUUCUGUUGGGUUUAAUACUUUGUGUAGAAUUCAAGUAAAACAAUUGGUUCCUA
This is a messenger RNA of Pelobates fuscus (common spadefoot toad), 8560 nucleotides long. RefSeq names its product WIZ zinc finger (gene WIZ). NCBI's taxonomy places the organism in Eukaryota, Metazoa, Chordata, Amphibia, Anura, Pelobatidae. Gene Ontology annotation, molecular function: RNA polymerase II cis-regulatory region sequence-specific DNA binding; DNA-binding transcription factor activity, RNA polymerase II-specific. Gene Ontology annotation, cellular component: nucleus. The record is from RefSeq and is a predicted model, not a curated record. The transcript is spliced from 12 exons. Gene Ontology annotation, biological process: regulation of transcription by RNA polymerase II. Bases 129 to 4964 code for a protein of 1611 amino acids.